UCGCCCUCACAAUUGAAGAUCCGUCCACAGCUGCUUAGGCCCCUCUUUCGUUGUACUUCUGUGUUUUAUUUGAGCGGUCAGCAUACAGUAGCAUAGUUCUUUCUUUGGCUGUCCCCAAUCCAACCGCCCACCGCGUGCCGCGAGCACACAUCCUUAUUGCCCAGAUCGAACACACCGAGUUCUUUGAGACUUUACAUCCACCACGAUGUCAGCAACAAAGCGAAUCGAGAAAUGGGAAAUCGACCGGUACUGGGAGAUCUUUGGAUCACUUGUAUCAGCCCCCGCGACACCAAACUCGCGCCUCACGAAUCAAGCAGCCGCCAACGUCCUCCGUAACUCGCAACUGCGCGACGACCAGCUUGAGCGGGUAUGGGAUCUCGCGGACGUUGACGGCGAUGGCGAACUGGAUUUUGAAGAGUUCUGCGUGGCCAUGCGCCUGAUCUUCGAUCUCGUCAACGGCGAGUACCAGGACGUCCCUAAGACACUGCCUGACUGGCUUGUGCCGGAGAGCAAAGCGCACCUUGUCGCAGCGAACCGUGCGCUGUCCGGUGACCAGGGGUCACAGUUUGAACGAAUCGAAGAUGACGAAGAAGACGCUGGUCUGAAAGAUGGGUUCGAUUGGUACAUGAGUCCGGAGGACAAGCGCAAGUACGAGGAGAUAUACUCGGCGAACAAAGACCGGCGAGGCGAAAUCAGCUUCGACAGCUUACAUAGCCUGUAUUCGAGUCUGGACGUGCCGGACACAGAUGUCAGGAGUGCGUGGAAUUUGGUCAAUACGAGUGGACGGGACACUAUAUCGAAAGAUGCUUGUUUGGCAUUCUUGCAUAUUCUCAACUACCGGCACGAGGGGUACAGAAUACCGAGAAUCGUGCCUCCCAGUCUACGAUCGAGCUUUGAGGGAAAUCAGAUCGACUAUCAGAUUGAUAGCAUGCGGAACAGACCGAACAAAUACGACGAGGACACCUCUACGGGGCGGAAAGCCAAGUUUGGAGACGCUUAUUUGAGUCGCAUUGGCGGAAGAGGCGGGUCGGCGUAUCAGCCGAAAGGCACUGAUUUCUCCGAUGUGGUAGAAGACGAGGAUCUCGAAAAGGUCAGGCUGUUGCGGGAGCUGCGCGAGCUGGAGAGUCAACAUGAUGCUGCGAUUGCAGCUUCGGACCGAAGGCGAAAACAGAGACAGGAGAAUGGGGGCCCCAGACAGCCUGGGAAAACGAACUGGGCUCUGGUCAAGCGAGAAGCACAACAGUUGCUGGAAUACAAGCAGCGACAGUACGUCGACCUCAAUUCGGAAAGUGCCAACAAGUCAGGUGGUGAUCUCAAAAGACUGAGAGACGAUCUUGCACUGGUUGCGGAGCAGAUUGACGGGCUGGAAUCGCAUCUGAGGAAGCGGGAGUCGGAAUUGGACAACAUCCGGCGAGAGAUUGAGAACGAAAAGUCCAGCAAGUGAGGUGUCACAUGUCCAGGAGGAUGUGGUCGGAUAGGCUCAUAAGAUAUCAGUUGAACCUCCCAGGAGAGGUGCUCUGCACAUGUUGUACAAUUGUACCUCCGGGUCGCAACGCUCGAUAAACAACACUGCCCAUUCCUCCCCGCACCCAGCGACUAUCGUUCCGUCCGUACUUUCCGGAAACCGUCCGUCAUGAAUGUGUCUCCUUUCUUGAAGUUUGCUAAGGGGU
This is a messenger RNA of Exophiala viscosa, 1670 nucleotides long. Its product is annotated as actin cytoskeleton-regulatory complex protein end3. Gene Ontology annotation, biological process: endocytosis; actin filament organization; endosomal transport. The record is from RefSeq and is a predicted model, not a curated record. The transcript has a single exon. Gene Ontology annotation, molecular function: protein binding; calcium ion binding. Bases 206 to 1444 code for a protein of 412 amino acids. NCBI's taxonomy places the organism in Eukaryota, Fungi, Ascomycota, Eurotiomycetes, Chaetothyriales, Herpotrichiellaceae. Gene Ontology annotation, cellular component: cytoplasm; plasma membrane.